AUGGCUCAUCACGAUUGGUCUAAAAAGAUAUUGUUCUACGUCAAUGGAGAAAGGCAUCAAGUCGAAAACCCAAAUCCCAAUACAACCCUUGCAAAUUAUUUGAGAAGAAAAUUGCAUUUGACUGGAACAAAGAUUGCUUGUGGUGAAGGAGGUUGUGGGGCUUGUUGUGUGCUGGUUUCUCAUUACGAUCAUGAAAAUCACGUGAUUCGCAAUCGAAGUGUGAAUGCCUGUCUAUUCCCAUUAAUUCAAGCUGAUGGUUGUGCCAUUGUCACAGUCGAAGGAAUUGGAAAUAAUCAUGAAGACGUUUUGCAUUUAAUUCAAAAGAGAUUUCGAGAAUUUGGAGCUUCGCAAUGUGGAUUUUGUACCCCUGGUUUUGUCAUGAGUUUAUAUGCCUUGUUGAGAAAUAAUCCUCAUCCAUCUUUAGAGGAAAUUCAGAGAAGUUUGGAUGGUAAUUUAUGUCGAUGUACUGGAUAUCGAUCAAUUUUUGCUGCUGCCCAAACAUUUGCAAGAAUUCCUUAUCAAGACACCGAGUAUGAACCCUCUUCAUCAUCAUCAGGAGGCUGUAGCGAAGGUGAUAAUUGUUGCAUGAAAAAAGGAAACAACAAGGGAAAUGAUUGUGGAAAUGAUUGUUGUCAAAAAACUUCAGUCCAUUCAAUCUCUCCCCCAACUACAAUCGUAGAUGAAAAUGGUAAAGUCGUGGACACACAUUCACGAGCUCACAUUGUUGGAAAUCAUGUCUACACAUUGAACGGACAGAAACAUCCACUCUUUCCAGCAGAACUAAGAAGGUAUGAUCCAGCAGAAAGACCUCUCUAUGUUGAAUCAAAACCACAAUCAGGUGUUGAGAGAGGAGAAACACAAACUCAUUAUUUUAGACCCACCACUCUUCAGGAAUUGCUUGCAUUGAGAAAAAAAUUUGAAGGUGAAAAACAUUUAAGAAUCAUUUGUGGCAAUACAGAGUUGGGAAUUGAAACCAAAUUCAAAAAGUAUGAACACUAUAGAUAUUAUAUUGAAGCACUGAGAGUGAAGGAAUUAUUGGUAAAGAAAAUUAAUUAUGCAGAAGAAUCUAUCUCUCAUGAGAAUUCUUCUUCCAAUGGUUUGUUAACAGGAAAAAGCAUUGAAAUUGGGGCCUCUGUGACUCUGACCAACAUGUUGAACUUUUUCAAAGAGGCCAUGGAGAGUCUGCCAUCCUAUCAAUGUAAUGGAUUGAAAGCUGUAUGUGAACAAAUUGAGAGAUUUGCAUCCACGUCUAUUAGAAAUGCAGCUUCAUUGGGUGGUAAUGUGGUUACUGCAUCACCCAUCUCUGAUUUAAACCCAAUUUGGAUUGCUCUUGGUGCAUCUCUUAAUCUCAUUAAUUGCGAUCAAGAAAAACGUACUGUUCCAUUCAGUGAAUUCUUUUUAGGAUAUCGAAAAGUGGAUUUGAGAGAUGACGAAAUUCUCGUUUCAAUUACUAUUCCACUAUUCCAACCAAAUGAUUUUCCAAAAGGAACCAUUCAAAUUGUUCAAUCAUACAAACAAGCCAAAAGAAGAGAGGACGAUAUUGCCAUUGUCAAUGCUGGAAUGAGUAUGGUUGUUGAAAAAGAGACUGGAAAAAUUCAUACUUGUCAACUAGCAUUUGGAGGAAUGGCUGUUAAAACCGUUACUGCUUCUAAAACCGUUCAAUACUUGACAGGAAACACUCUCUCUAAUGAAACAUGUCAAAAAGCCAUUGAAUUACUUCAACAAGAUUUACCUCUCCCUCAAAACGUUCCUGGAGGAAUGUCUGAAUAUAGACGUACCCUGACGUUAAGUUUCUUCUACAAGUUUUACGUUCAAUUAGUGAAAGAUUGUUCUUUGAGAAAACUCACUGAGGAGGAAGAAAGUGUGCUCUUGUCAAGCUUCCAUAAGCCUUAUCCAAUUGGACAUCAAUAUUAUCAACCCAAAGAAGUUGGAACUGCUGUUGGUAAACCAAUUCCACAUAAUUAUAGUCAUCUUCAAGUCACUGGAGAGGCAACUUAUGUUCAAGAUAUUCCACCUCAAUCGAGAGAGCUUUAUGCUUAUCCAGUUCUCUCGAACAAACCCUAUGCGAAAAUUAAAAAAGUGGAUCCUUCAAGAGCAUUGACCUUUGAAGGAGUUGUUUCAUGGGUGGAUUGGAGAGAUGUGAAAGGAUCCAAUCGAGUUGGAGCUGUCAUUCAUGACGAGGAAGAACUAUUCCUUACUACUGAAACAACAGCUGUGGGUCAGCUCAUUGGAUUUAUUUUAGCAGAGACUCAUCUUAAAGCAAUGGUUGCUGCAAAAGCUGUUCAUGUGGAGUACGAAGAAAAUGAAAAUCCCAUUCUUUCUAUUGAUGAUGCAUUGCAAAAAGGAGCACCAGUUUUAAUUGAAAGAAAGAUGUUCAGAGGUGAUAGUGUCGCUAAAUUUGAGGAGCUCAGCAAUAAUGAAGACAUUGAAAUUAUUGAAGGAGAUAUCAAAAUUGGUGGACAAGAACAUUUCUAUUUCGAAACACAGAGUUGUCUAAUUCUUCCAGGAAAAUAUGGUUUAAGCGGAGAUGAAGGAGAAGUGGUGGUCUUUUCCUCGACACAAAGUCCUUCUCAUACUCAGUCCAUGGUUGCUUCUGUUUUGGGAAUUCCAGAUAAUAAGGUGAUUACCAAGUUGAAACGUCUAGGAGGUGGAUUUGGAGGCAAGGAAUCAAGAAGUUGUAUUUUGGCAGCUGCUGCAGCUGUCGCAGCUAAAAAAGUAAAUCGUCCUGUGAGAUGCAUUCUUGAUCGAGAUAUCGAUAUGGCUCACACCGGUCAAAGACAUCCUUGUUAUGCUAAAUAUAAGAUAGCCAUUAAUAAGAAGACACUAAAAUUUGAGGCCAUUCAUACAGAUAUCUAUUUAAAUGGAGGUUACAGUUUGGAUUUCUCUAAGGGAGUUUUGGAAAGGGCUCUCUAUAGUUUUGAUAAUGUCUAUUACAUGCCUCAUGUCACGGUAAUUGGAAAAGCCUUCAAAACAAAUUUACCAACCAACACUGCAUUUAGAGGAUUUGGAGGCCCUCAAGGAUUAAUGGUUUGUGAGACCAUUGUUGAACAUGUGUCUCAUGCACUUUCUGUGAAAUAUCCACAGCUCAAUUCAGACAAAUCUCAACUUUGUAAUGACAUUAGACAAAUUAACAUGUACACUGAACACAAUGCCAUUACACCUUACAAGCAACUCAUCGGUGAUGUUCAUAGAAUAAGACUCAUGUGGGAAAGAAUUCAUGAAAUCACCAAUUAUCCACAAAGAUUGAAACAAGUGAAUGAAUACAAUAAGAAACACAAGUAUCAAAAGAGAGGAAUUUCACUCAUUCCAACCAAGUUUGCAAUUUCAUUUGGAGUCACCUUUUUGAAUCAAGCCACAGCACUUGUUAAUAUUUAUAGUCAUGAUGGAAGUGUAUACAUUUCGCAUGCAGGAUGUGAAAUGGGACAAGGUGUCCACAUUAAGGUCGCACAAUGUGCGGCCACUUCUCUUGGCAUUCCUCUCGAUUUAAUUCAUGUUGGAGAGACUUCCACUGAUAAGGCGCCAAAUACAAGUGCUACAGCAGCAAGUGUUGGAAGUGACUUGAAUGGAUUCGCUACAAAGAAUGCGUGUGAAAAAAUUAAUGAAAAUUUAUCCAAGCUCAAGAAGGAACUAUUCCCUGAAUUGUACAUGGAACAUAAUUUGAAUGAUUUAAACUACGUACCUAUUUUAACACAUGAUCAAUGGAGAAAGUUGGUGAAAACAGCUUAUUUGAAUUGUAUUCCAUUAUCGUCGACAGGAUUUUACAAAACUCCUAAUUUGUGUAUGGAUUGGGACAAGUGUGAAGGAACUCCCUUCUCAUAUUUCACUUAUGGCGUUGCUUGUAGUGAAGUUCAAAUUGAUACUCUCACUGGUGAUUGGAGUGUAUUACGAACGGAUAUUGUAAUGGAUGUUGGUGAUAGCUUGAAUCCAACAAUUGACAUUGGUCAGAUAGAAGGAGCUUUCAUUCAAGGAAUGGGUUAUUACACAAUGGAAGAAUUAAUCUUUGGAGAUUCAGCCCAUCCAUGGGUUCAGGCAGGCCAUCUAUUCACUAAAGGACCAGGAAAUUACAAAAUUCCUUCAGGAAAUGAUUUACCAGACGAAUUUAAUGUUCAUUUAUUGAGAGAUGAUAUGGAAAGGCCAUUCCCAAGUUCAGUCUAUUCAUCGAAGGGUAUUGGUGAGCCACCAUUGUUUUUAGCUUCCUCUGUGUUGUUUGCCAUUCGUCAUGCGAUUUUUGACUUGAGAAAGCAAAUGGGUUUGAAUGAUUACUUUGUGUUGGAUUCUCCUGCAACCACUGAAAGAAUUAGAAUGUUGUGCUCAGAUCAAUUUACCAAUUAUUUCAAUAAGGAGCAGUGUUUUAGAGCCAAAGGCAGUUUUUGA
Messenger RNA from Naegleria fowleri, 4374 nucleotides. RefSeq lists its product as uncharacterized. The coding region runs from base 1 to 4374 and encodes 1457 amino acids. Gene Ontology annotation, molecular function: molybdopterin cofactor binding; iron ion binding; 2 iron, 2 sulfur cluster binding. The record is from RefSeq and is a predicted model, not a curated record. The transcript has 7 exons. NCBI's taxonomy places the organism in Eukaryota, Heterolobosea, Eutetramitea, Acrasida, Naegleriidae.